Onychomys torridus (southern grasshopper mouse) is the source of this 1183-nucleotide messenger RNA. It is a transcript of the gene Fam151b, whose product is annotated as family with sequence similarity 151 member B. NCBI's taxonomy places the organism in Eukaryota, Metazoa, Chordata, Mammalia, Rodentia, Cricetidae. The record is from RefSeq and is a predicted model, not a curated record. The coding region runs from base 101 to 931 and encodes 276 amino acids. The transcript is spliced from 6 exons.
GCGGCGCCGAGGUUCCGGUCAUCUGGCUUCCGCCACCCAGACAACCCCUGUGCAGGCCAACCCUUAGCGCCUGCGCAGACGGCGGCGUCCGUGCAUCACCAUGGCAGCAUUCGCGGGGGGCCCGGGGUCCUGGAGUGAAAACAUACUGGAUUAUUUUCUCAGAAGCAGUCAGAUCAGGACAGAAGAUGGCGCUGAGAUCAUCUGGUAUCACGCAGCUAACCACAAGUCCCAGAUGCACGAGGCGUUGAGGAGUGCUGCCCACAUGAUAGAGGCUGAUGUCCUUCUUCCUAGUGAUGGAUCAGAACAUGGCCAGCCAAUCAUGGCCCACCCUCCUGAGACAAACAGUGAUAACACGCUGCAGGAGUGGCUGGCUGAGGUCAUGAAGAGCAACAAGGGCAUCAAGUUGGAUUUCAAGAGUCUGGCAGCUGUCAGAGCAUCCAUGCUGUUCCUGCAGAAUGUGAGACAGCACCUGCAGCGUCCUGUGUGGAUGAAUGCUGACAUUCUUCCUGGGCCAAAUGGAAGCAGCAAAGUCGUGGAUGCCAGAGCCUUUCUGGACACCGUGACAUCCUUCUUUCCAGAUGUGACCUUUUCCCUGGGUUGGACAACAGGAUGGCAUCCUGAGAAAGUCAAUGAAGGCUACAGCUGGGCAAUGGUGAAAGAGAUGGACUACAUAUGCAGUGGCCUCACCCAGCCCAUCACAUUUCCGGUCAGGGCAGCUUUGGUCAGGCAAUCCUGUUCUCAGUUGCUCUGGCUGUUGAAGAAGUCAAACAGGUACAGCCUGACUAUUUGGACCGGAAAGGAUGACAGUUAUUCCACUGAAGAUUUACUUUAUAUUCGAGACUACUUUAAUAAAACCCAAGUUUUCUAUGAUAUUCUGGAACCACAAAACCAUGAAUUUAAACAAGCCAUUGGAAUCCAAGUCACUUUUUAAGAAUAUAAGAAUACACUUCUUCUAAAUCAUUUUCUCUUUUGGUUUCAUGAUCUUUCUCUGCUUUGGUCUGAAUUAAUUGCUGUAUUAAUUGUGAUUAUUGGUUUAUGCUAAAUUUAUUCAAUCAAAAAUGCUUAUUGUAUAUUUAUUUGAUUCUUAUAAUGUCUUCAUGGCUGUACAUGGCUGAAAGAUUUUACCAGCUGCAAUAAAAUUGUUUUCAAAUUAUAGUAAAAAUGUUCAAGCCAGGUGUGGUAG